Molecule: messenger RNA, 1979 nt
Organism: Zea mays
Lineage: Eukaryota; Viridiplantae; Streptophyta; Magnoliopsida; Poales; Poaceae
Exons: 2
Coding region: 769-1611 (280 amino acids)
Molecular function (GO): protein dimerization activity
Source: RefSeq, marked validated
CAGCCGCCCUUCCCGUCCUUCUUUCUCGUGAACAGAGCAGGGCAGGCUCACCAGCCAGCACGCGCGGCCACGCCACACCCGCGGAGACGCGGCACGCCUCCACUCCUCGGCCCUCCCCCGACUCCGAGGCGAGCACGCCGCACGCUCCGCCUCGCAGUCGCGGCCCCGUGCUCUCUUCCUUCUUCUCCGUCCACCGUCUUCUCCUUCUUCGCUCGGAGGGUUCGAUCUGGUGAGUUCUGCUCAUUUCAAGGCUUGGUAGUAACUGAUUUUUUGGGCUCAUUUGGGAGCGUUGCGCCACCAUUUUUUUUAGAUUUCGCUCUUAGUUAACCCUUUUCGUUGUGCUACUACUGCAAGGGUUUAAAAAGGCCUGCGCAAUCGAAUUCCGCGCUAAGCUCACCCGGAUCUUGGAGCUGCCUGCCAAUUUGACCCAGCACACUAGAAUCCAGUUGGUUAGCCUCAUUUUGUUCUCGGCGGCUCACAUAUGCAGUAGAUUAGUAGACAGCUAGCAGUAGUCUAACGGAUUGCAGAGCGUAAAUCUGAUACCAGCACACUUGAGUUUCCGUAUGGAAGAAUCGCUGCGUCCUUCCUUCCUUCCUUCCUUCCUUCCGUAUAAUCAGGAAAACUCAUCAAGAACUUGGUUCUAUCGAUUCGCGCAGGUAACUCUGGUGAGAAGUGAAGACUUAGCACAGUCUGUGCUCGUCAAGUGCCCUGGCACUCUGGCAGGAUGCGGUGGCUCGGUCUUUCGGUGGCACUCUGGUAGUUGUGUCCAUGGGGGACAAGGUUAAUCCCUGGUGCCACUGCCAUUGGCAUAAUCCUGCAUGGAAAUCCGACACUGAAAGUUGUGCCGGCGAUCUCCACCCACCUGACGCUGGGCAUCUUACCGCCGAUUCGGUCGCGUUGGCUCCAAUUUUGGAAUUCCCUCCACCGUACCCCUCACGCAAGAGACCUCUCGUUUUGUACCAGAAGGAGAAGCGUGCUCCUGUACUCCCAGCUCCUUUGCCGAGCAAGGGCCCGCCGCCGUUAGAUCCCGUGCCGGAGCUCCAAGGUAGCAACGAGACUGACGUGACUGAUGCUGGAGCAGGAGAAGAAACCGAGGAGGGUAUGCACGAGAACAGGGACGAGAUCAACGCGCUCCUGGACACCGACAGGCAGUCUGGUGGCGCAGCCUUGAGCGUGGAGUCGGUGGCCAGCGCUGGCGCUGGCGCUGGCGCUGCGCCGCCGCCGGCAGCCAAGAAGAGAAGGCUCAGCUCCUGCACCGACAAGUCCGUCGUUGACACGGCCAGUUCAGCAGCAAGGCCUCCUGAGCGUUCCAUGGAGCAGGAGCAGAGGGUUGAACUUGCGAACGACCGCGACGCGCAGUCGUGCUGCGUUGGGGAGGUGGAAAGCGGGCGCAGGUUUGCUCUGGGGGAGGCGGAAGCGGAAGCGGCAGAGGGCGACAGCCCCGACGAGCAGAGGCGGAGGAGGGAGAGGAUCCAGGAGACUGUUGCCGCGCUCAGGAACAUGGUCCCCGGGGGCAUCGCGAAAGACGCCGCGGCUGUUCUGGACGAAGCGAUCUGCUACUUGCAGUACCUGAAGCUGAAAGUGAAGACGCUGGGAGCUGUCUCCCUCUAGCUAAGCCUAUCUAGCCCUCUCUCCUCGUCGUGGUGGCUUUGUUGUCGAAGGCCGAAGCCACUGGCUUCUGGUGAGAGGAGAGCUAGCCUAUAUCACCCAUCUGUUCAGUUCAGUCCCAGAGGAGCUCGGAUCUUCUCCUACCCGACUCACUGUCGGUGGCUGCAUCACCCAUCUUCCUCAUCGUGGGUUGGUAUGCAAAAGCUAGAAACAUCUUUCCGCUGAGCGUGAUCCAAAGCGAAGCCCCCAUUCCAUGCAAAGCGCUGGGUCGUGCCGUGCGUGGGGUGGCUCCUGCUUUAUAUACGCGUUGUGCUCCUGCUUUGGCUGAUGUUUGCUUUGGUAGUUAUAUAUAGUUCUGUGUACUACAAAGU